AUGCGAGUCUUGAAGAAGCAUCCCGUAUUCAGCAGAGAAGAUGAAUGGGACAGCACCAGAGUUUCCCACAGAUUCCGGGUCCUCACAUCCACAUAUCUGGAUGUCACAGAAGUAGGAAAAAGUAUUGGGUCUCUGCAAGACCUCUGGCCAAGCUACACCAUAGCAAGAUUUGAAUAUACUUCUGGGCAUGAAGCUCUCAAAUUAAUACCGUUGAAAUCUGCUGCAUUUUAUUUAUUUUUUUUGUCAGAGGAACUUAAAGCUCCUUUGGAAGAACAUAUCAAAAAGUUCAACGGCAAACAUCCCGGAUUGCUGAAAAUUGUGAGACACACAGAAAGGAAGGGUCUCACAGAAGCCCGCAUUUCUGGCUGGAGAGCAUCUCGGGCAGACGUGGUGGCUAUUUUGGAUGCGCAUAUUGAAGUCAACACAAAGUGGGCUGAACCAAUUCUCUCUCGCAUCAAGGAGGACCACACCGUUAUCAUAUCGCCCGUGUUUGAUAACAUCCGUUUUGAUGACUUCCAACUCACGCAGUACGCCGAGGCCGCCGACGGAUUUGACUGGGCUCUCUGGUGUCUCUACGAGUCCAUACCAGAAGAGUGGUAUGCGCUGAAAGAUCAAACGGCGCCAAUCCGUCAUACUGGCCAUGUGACUCUGGAAGUGUCUUUGGACAACGCUGGCUCCCUCACAGAUGAUCGCUGCCCCCAAGAGCCAGCUGAAUUGCGUAUUUGCCACCUCUUUGAAACCGAUGUCCUCCUUUUCCAGAAUUCUGGGAUAGAUUACGGAGACGUUUCUUCUAGAAAAGAACUAAGGAAGCAACUGAACUGCAAAAGCUUUGAUUGGUAUAUCAAAAAUGUCUAUCCUAACUUGGUCCUCCAGGUUAACAUUGUAGGCUAUGGAACAAUGAAAAAUAAGCUAAGUGAGGAAAAUUGCAUAGAUCAAGGACCAGUUCCUGGGAACACUCCAAUAUUGUACGUCUGCCAUGGAUAUAGCCCACAGCACAUGUUCUAUCACAGCACUGGAGAAUUCUUUGUGGGAGGUUUACGAUCUCGGCGCAACACGGUUGACAGAUGCUUGACCGACCCCGGAGAAGGAAACCUGCCAGUCAUCGAGCAAUGUGACGACGCCCAGAGAAAAGGCCUCAACAUGCACUGGGAUUUCAUGCAAGGAUCAUCUGUAACCAACAGGAAGACGAAACGGUGUCUUGAACUCGCGAAGCUUAACGGAUCCCCCUAUUAUACUCUAGUUAUGCAAGUUUGCACAGGUCAAAAAUGGCAUAUUCAAAAUACCGUCAACCAGUGGGGGAAGCAGCCGUAAGGCAAAGGGGGUAAGUUUUUCUUCAGUUCAGAAAGGAAGCUGCAGGGUAGCAGACACUAAUGGGAAUAGACUUCUUUGUUCAGUCUGGGAAUACGUUGGAGGAUUGUUACUUGGUUUUUGAUUCCGGGGUGUGAGAUUACUCACGACCACGACUGAGUCCCAAAUUUCUGCUGCUAAGCAAGAUGGUUGUUAAGUGAGUUUUGCCCUGUUUUACGACCUUACUUGCCAGAGUUGCUCCUUUGGAAGAAGAAGAAAGAGACUUCAAAUCUGUCAAAACGUUCACAAGUUAUUAUCUACACUUUCUCUUUUGUAAACUAAACAACGCAGAUUCUUUCAAGCCAUUUACAGGAAUGCUCUGUCCUGUUAAUGUUAUUAACUAUCUGAUAACCGGGUAUUUAUUUAUAGGAGGAAAAUGUCCGGCCCAAACGUAACUUCUAAUGUUGGUUUUUCUCCCUUAUAAGAGGGAGCCCCCUGGUGGAGUACUGUGAAGCCGUUACCAUGGCAACUUCACUGUGCUGUACAGUAGAAGUCAUUUU
Molecule: messenger RNA, 1847 nt
Organism: Thamnophis sirtalis
Lineage: Eukaryota; Metazoa; Chordata; Lepidosauria; Squamata; Natricidae
Source: RefSeq, a predicted model, not a curated record